AUGCCUGGUGCGCCUGCGGCUGAAGCCCCGCAGUGCCAUGGCGUUGCGCCGUUGCGGCUAUGCUCCAGGGCGCGCGUGCAGGGCGAGGUGGAAAUGGUGGAGGUGGCUACCCAGAUUUGGCUGGGAGACUUUCUGACGGCCCAAGAGCAGCUGGAGGAGGCUGGGACUGCUUCAGGCCUUCUGCAGGCUGUACAGCAGAUACUUAGCGAGAUGCCACGGGCUGAAGCGGCUUCCGUGGCCUUCGUGGCAAGGCGCGUGUCGCAGGCUUUGGCGAAAGAGAAGCUCGGUGCCAAGCGGAUCCUGGGAACUCUGACGCUGCGAGACGGCGUGGAGCUGGGCUAUGCCUGG
Messenger RNA from Cladocopium goreaui, 348 nucleotides. The record is from the annotation of a GenBank genome assembly. NCBI's taxonomy places the organism in Eukaryota, Dinophyceae, Suessiales, Symbiodiniaceae.